UUUUUUACAUUUAUAGGAGAAGGCGUUCAUGGCCAGGUCGGAUAGUCAUGGUGUCCGGUCAUGACAAUGAAGGGUCAAAUUGUUCUUUUGAUCAUUUUUUCUAGUUUGCAGAUUUGCACAGGCAAGGAGGGAUCACAACAUGUUCGAUACAAUGUCUAAGUGAUUCCCUGGAUGAAACUCUCAAUUCUGUUACCAACAGGACAUUACCGCUAAGGAGCUAAAGUGACAAGGUUGGAGAUGCCACACAGGUUACAACACUUGAUUAUCAGUGAUUUGUUGCCUUAAGUAAAAAAUACAAUGUUGAAUCUUUUUCAUAGUUGUUGGAUGUUUGCUUACUCAUAAAACAGAUUCUAUCAUACCAGAAACGUUCAUCAAAUGCAUAUGGAUGAUAUCCCCCAUUUAAUUUGGUCUAUCGGUAUGAUUGUUUUUUUUUUUUGAACAAAAGUGCAGCAGUGAGACUGACAAACACUCUAAUCCUCCUAUUUAAAGCAGCAACAGGGAAAAAAGCUGGAACUGUUCUCACCCAAUCAAAACAACACCGUAAUUCAUUCUUCUUCUCUUCUGCGGAGUGUAUGGUUAAAUCUUUACGUGACCAAUUUUAUCCUCAUUGCUCAACUGUUUCUUGCAACCUCAAAAUAAGCCAUCUUGAGAACGACUGAGAUCUACAUAGGAGCAGAGGCGAUCAGGUUAAGUUGUCAGACUACCGAUGUACAAACGAUGGAGCAUCCUUCUUAUGAUUUUACACAUAUUGCUGUGUUGUACCAUCACUGAGGAGAAUGCAAGGUUUUUUAUGCAAACCGUUACUCUUGAAACUGUCACUCAAAUGCUAUAUCAACCGUCAAUCCACUAUCACUCGCAUAAGGAGGAGGGAUGGCUAUGUCAUGCUAGGGUUUCAACUCCGAUGAUUAUAUUCAGGCAGCAAGUCCUGACUAUGACAUAGCAUAUGGCCAGGAUUUAGGGACAACCUUUUAUAUUGAAUCUUCUUUAUAUGUAUGGGAGGAUUUUCCGUGCUCUUCCUCUUUUCUUCGUUGUAGGGAGAAUGUCUUUGGUUUUAAUUCUUGCCAUAGGUCGUUGACAUCACACUAAUACAACAACAGUGCUGCCAUUUUAAAGUGAUCGAUGUAGCCUUUAUGGGGGUGACAUGAAAAGGAGAAAAAUGGGCAAUCAUCAAUUCAUCAUCAUCAUCAAAACAACAACGAGUCAUUCUCACGUUCCCAAGAAAGCUUUACUAAUAAAUGUUUUACGAAGAGCCUAUUCGAUCCACCACAAAGAAAAGGAGACAUAAAGAGGAAAAGACGAUGGUUUGACUGACCGAUCUAGGCCAGCAACCCCACCAGUAGAUCUUCUUUUGCUUCUUUCAAUGUGGACGGUGCCGAUCAAGGCUACGGGUCUUCUUUUCAAAGUGGUAGCGAGAAAGAAAAACAGUAGGUGGUGGGGCCUGCCACAUUUUUGGUGGAGUGUUCAAAAGGCAGUAGCCUUUGUAAGCUGGUCACGGGCAGAAAGAAAAAGAAACAGAGAGAAGAGAGAGGCCAAGAGAGGAAGAAGAGAAAAAAAAGGUAGCCUGGUUUUGUGCUUCAAUCGACGACCAAAUAAAUUCCGAUUGGUGUGAAAUUUUAGUAUUUUGUUCUUGACAUUCUCUUCUUCAUAUCCAAUUGUGAGAUUGUUUUUUUAACCACUUGAUGUAGGUAAAAUUAUCUGUGUUUGAUGCUACUUUUUAUUGGUUUUUCUCUCACUUUUGAGUGAAGCUUCUUGUUAUUUGGUGUUCUAAGUUGUUGUUUGAUGAUUGUGUAUGCCUCUAAUUAAUUAAGAGAAGAUAUUGGU
This is a messenger RNA of Cuscuta campestris, 1821 nucleotides long. The record is from the annotation of a GenBank genome assembly. NCBI's taxonomy places the organism in Eukaryota, Viridiplantae, Streptophyta, Magnoliopsida, Solanales, Convolvulaceae.